Molecule: messenger RNA, 879 nt
Organism: Salvia hispanica
Lineage: Eukaryota; Viridiplantae; Streptophyta; Magnoliopsida; Lamiales; Lamiaceae
Source: RefSeq, a predicted model, not a curated record
GGAAUGGCCGAUGCAUUGGCAGAGAUGACGAAAAGGUCAGCAUAUUUCAUACAAAUUGAAGAAGAUGUCAAGAAUUAUGAGGCAGUGAUAAAGGAGUUGAAAACUUCCAUCGGGUCCUUCCAGCCAUCCGACAUGGCCGAGCUCAUCAAAUUCCACAAACACGUAGAAUCUCACCUCGAAAAGCUUACAGAUGAAACUCAGGUGCUAGCAAGAUUUGAGGAUUUCCCAAGCAAGAAACUGGAAGCUAUAAGGAUGUCAGCAACUCUGUAUCUAAAGUUAGAUGCAAUCGUAACCACUCUGCGCAACUGGCAAAUAGUCGCACCUGCUGGCAAACUCCUCGACAAAGCUGAAGCUUACUUCAACAAGAUCAAGGUAGAACUUGAUGCACUAGAGCGGACUAAAGACGAAGAGCUGAAGAGAUUCCAAGCUCAGAAAAUCAAUUUUGAUUUCGGAAUCCUAGUACGCAUCAAAGAAAUGAUGGUUGAUUUUUCUUCUAGCUGCAUGGAGCUGGCUCUUAAGGAGAAGAAAGAAGCAAUAAAAGAACACAAUAGUGGUGGGAAGAGUGUAUCAUCAAAGAUCCUAUGGAGGGCCUUCCAGUUUGCAUUUCGUGUCUACACAUUCGCCGGUGGACACGACGACCGCGCCGACAAGCUCACAAGGGAAGUGGCACAUGAAAUUGAGAGCCAUAACUAAUCAAAGACUACGCAGGAGACCAUCCCAAUGUUCGUUUUGUCACAUAAAAAGCCAAUCCCCACUCCCCAAAAACAAACACUAUAUGUAAAUAUAGAUGUUUGAGACGAUAUUUAUUGAACUUGUUGGCAUUUCCAAGUGUAUAUGGUUCAGUAAAUUAUUUCGUUUUAACAGCAAAGGUUGUGUGUC